AUGAGCGAUGGAGCAACACGGAGGCAAGGAAGGAAGGAACACGAGAGAGGAAACACGGAGGAGCAACAGGAAGGAAGGAACACUGAGAGAGAAGACGGAAGGAAGGACACACACAAGGAGACGAAGGAGGAACAAAGGAACAUGGAGAAGGAGGAGAAGCACACGGAGGAAAGAAGAACAACACGGAGGAAGAAGGAGAGGAGAACACGGAGGGAGAAGGACACGAAGAACACGAGAAGAGGAGAUGGAGUGGAUGGAAGAACAAAGGGAGAAGAACAGGCAUGGAUGGACCAACGUGGAGGAUGGCAUGACCAAAACGAGGAGAACACGGAAGGAAUGGAGAGGAUGGAAGGAACACGGACGAGGAAGAAAGGAAUGGAAAUAAUGGAGGGAGAAGAGAAUGGAUGGAAUAAUGGAGAAAAGAAGAGUGUAUGGAACAAAAAUAGGAAUGGAAGUAAUGGAGGAACAAUGGAGUGGAAAGACUUGAAGGAACAAGGAUGGAGAAGAAGUGGAAGGAACAUGGAGAGAAGAGGAAGUGGAAAGAGAAGAGAGUGA
Haliotis rubra (blacklip abalone) is the source of this 555-nucleotide messenger RNA. Its product is annotated as high mobility group nucleosome-binding domain-containing protein 5-like. The record is from RefSeq and is a predicted model, not a curated record. NCBI's taxonomy places the organism in Eukaryota, Metazoa, Mollusca, Gastropoda, Lepetellida, Haliotidae. Bases 1 to 555 code for a protein of 184 amino acids. The transcript has 2 exons.